Molecule: messenger RNA, 1815 nt
Organism: Colletotrichum tamarilloi
Lineage: Eukaryota; Fungi; Ascomycota; Sordariomycetes; Glomerellales; Glomerellaceae
Exons: 2
Coding region: 1-1815 (604 amino acids)
Source: RefSeq, a predicted model, not a curated record
AUGACGAUACUAAACCCCGGCACUGGAGCGGCGAGCGCUUCUAAACGCGAAGCUCUACAUUUAUGCAAUGAGCGAUUAGGACAGUGGCUCGGCGACGAAGAUGGACCUUUGACUCUGAGCGCAAUGGCGAUCGGUGGGAGCGCAAGAAGACAGCGCGCUCUAGCUGAGGUCGACGGUAUAUUUGCAGGCCUCACAUAUCUCAACAAGGUGGGGGAUUCUCAGGAGAAUAUCCGAUACGACCCAACUUUCCCAGGCGUCUCCGGGACAUCGGAAGAAAGCAUACUUCACAGCGAUACCACGUACCUUGAUCUCGAAGAACUCGUGGCAAAGUGUGCCGAAGAAGAAAUACGGACAAAUGAGAUCAGGCGGGCGUGGUCAGGCCUGCGAGAUCUACGAAAAGGCCUAGAACAACAACACUAUCAGCUCAGGGGCGUAGCUUUUGAGGAGAACUCAACGAAAAUCCAGGAGCUUUUGUUGAAAAACUACACCAACCCCAGGAGAAUGGGAGAAAUAGGUAUCUUGGCAUACCGAGAUGUCCUCGAUUUGGUUGUUCCGGAUACUCUUGCUGAGGUUGUCGCAUUCGCUUCAGUUUCCUACGUUAUCUCGAACCUUCUACUCCAACGUGGCCGGAUUGCCGAAACAGACGUGCUCUCCGGCUUACAGCGCUGGGGGGGCUGUAUCUCCGAUGAAAGGGACCGACAUACUUUUGACCUAUUGGCUUCGAAAAUGUGGCCUCUGGAGCAUCUCCGGACUGCGGAUGACAUCGAGAAACGCAGCGGCCAAGACGACGACCAAGGUUCGCAUUAUCUUAGAGCCAAACGGUCAAGGCUUGAGGAUGAUGAUGCUCCGCUUCCACUGGGUUUUCAGCCCGUUCAAAGCAUCGCUGGACAGGGCAGCUCAUCGAAGGAGAUGCGAGAUGCUGCUCUACUCACCUCGCAAGGGCUAGAGAUGCUAUCAGAAAAAAGCCCAAUUGCGGCUUGCAACCAGCAAAACUCAGUUGACAUCGAAACCUUCGGUGGCGACGUUAUGAAUAUCACAGAUCAGACAUCGGAAGAGUAUGACUUCAGUCAAUUACUCUCUCUACUUGGAGAUACUAGUGGUGCAGUGGGAGGACCAGGCCAACACAACGACUCUCUGUGCCCCUCAGGCCUCGACCCGAAAAGUAGCGAUUACUAUUGGACUGGUCUUUCAUUCGACCACAUCCCUUCUCAGACCUUCUCGCCUAUGGAUGAUCCUCACUAUCCCCAGCAGUGGCCGCCUCCCGCCGAAGGAUGCCCCUCAUUCAGCACAGAUGACCCUGCUGUCAAGCGAAAAAUGAUCAAAUUCAAGUGUUUCAACAGAGAUAGCGACACUGCAAUAUUCAGGUUGCGAGAUACUCCAAUGUUCUUAGUUGUGGUGGCAUUCGCCCAGGAUACAGGCGACGUUUUCUAUCGGCUGUCAGGCUGUGGGAAAACUGUCCACGCUCUGAGGAGAAGCUCAGCAUACGCCAAAGAGAGAUCGAAAGCUGAAAGAAGACUUCGCCGGGAUUUGUUUGAUCCGAUGAAAGGUUCCGGAGAAAACAAUGUGGUAUUCCUUGCAUUGCUGUCAGUGGCGAAGAAUUUUGUAAUAUUGGGGAGUUUGGUUACUCUUGAACAUGCCCAAGAUUACCUGGUUGCGAUUUCUCGUGAAGUCAUCGAGCCUGGUCGUGAGCACGAGAAGUUCAUUCGUUGGAUUUUCGGUUCCUCAAGCUUCGAUCCCUCUAGCACAAGAGCUUCGACUCAACUGGGUACAAAGACCAGACAAGAGCAGUUCCCAUUGGCGAAACAAGACGCGUAA